Molecule: messenger RNA, 1743 nt
Organism: Fonsecaea nubica
Lineage: Eukaryota; Fungi; Ascomycota; Eurotiomycetes; Chaetothyriales; Herpotrichiellaceae
Exons: 3
Coding region: 1-1743 (580 amino acids)
Cellular component (GO): nucleolus
Molecular function (GO): GTP binding
Source: RefSeq, a predicted model, not a curated record
AUGGGUGCUCGAAAGAAAGAAGCCGCCCGCCGUGAGCGGCAGGGCCAGUCGACAGACGGAAUGGCAAACGUCAAGGUCAAGGGCGAGAACUUCUAUCGCAAUGCCAAGAAGCUCAAAACUCUGAAUAUGCUAAAAGAUGGCAAGGCGCAGCGGAAUGCCGAAGGCAAGAUCACGAAAGCCGCCUCCUACCAGUCCCGCGAGGUCCCCACGGCCAGAGUCGAGCCGAAUCGCAAGUGGUUUGGAAACACGAGAGUCAUAUCCCAGGAUGCACUCAACUCUUUCAGACAAGCUGUGGCAGAGCGGGCAGCGGACCCAUACCAAGUCCUUCUGAAGACGAACAAGCUACCGAUGAGUUUGAUUCGGGACGCGGAGAAUACCAAGAAUGGGAUCAAACAACACCAGGCAAAGAUUGCGGUGGAGUCUACUCCGUUCGCCGAUACCUUCGGUCCCAAGUCGCAGCGGAAGCGUGUCAAACUAAGUGCAAGCUCUGUGGCGGACCUGGCGGACGAGUCGGUGAAAAUGCACGACAACUACCUCGAGAGGCUGGAAGAGAACAAACUGCUGAGCGGACAAACUGCAGAACAAAUGCAAGGACAAGAAGACGGCGAGCUAACCAGUGCCCGCGAACCCAUCUUCUCGAAAGGCCAAAGCAAAAGGAUCUGGAACGAGUUGUACAAGGUCAUUGACUCGUCCGAUGUUGUUAUUCACGUGUUGGACGCUCGAGAUCCCGAGGGCACAAGAUGUCGGAGCGUGGAAAAGUAUAUCCGAGAAGAGGCACCUCACAAGCACUUGGUGUUCGUACUCAACAAGUGCGAUCUGGUGCCGACAAGUAUAGCGGCUCAAUGGACCAGACUGCUCUCCAAAGAAUAUCCCACCCUGGCUUUCCACGCGUCGAUGACGAAUUCUUUUGGGAAAGGGUCGCUCAUCACGCUCCUUCGACAAUUCUCCACGCUGCAUUCGUCGAGAAAACAGAUCUCGGUAGGUUUCAUCGGGUAUCCAAACACCGGUAAAUCCUCGAUCAUCAACACACUACGAAAGAAGCGAGUUUGCACUGUCGCCCCAAUUCCUGGCGAGACCAAGGUUUGGCAAUACAUCACAUUAAUGAAGAGAAUUUAUUUGAUCGAUUGUCCUGGUGUUGUCCCUCCUAGCCAAGGCGAUUCCGAAGAAGACAUCCUACUACGUGGAGUGGUGCGUGUGGAGAAUGUCGAGCAUCCCGCACAAUAUGUUGAGGCUGUUUUGCGGCGAACAAAGACUCGCCAUAUCGAGCGGACCUACGAGAUCAAAGCUGCGGAUUACAAUGAUGAUCCGAUAGAAUUUCUCAGCAUUCUGGCGAGAAAGGGUGGCAGGCUGUUAAAAGGUGGCGAGCCUGAUGUAGACGGCGUUGCCAAGAUGGUUCUGAACGAUUUCCUGCGUGGGAAGAUUCCCUGGUUCACGCCACCACCGAAGAAAGAGGGAGCUGACGGAACCGACGACGAUCCGUCAACAGAAGUAAUUGAAGGGAGAGAAGGCCGGCUGGGCGAGAUGCCUGGCAAAAGAAAGGCUGACCAACUUGCAACAGUUGAUCAGAAUUCACUGGAGUCAGAUGCCGAACAGGACUCGUCGUCCAGUGCUGACGAGGAAGAGGAAGAGGAAGCGAACAGAAGUGAAGAACCAGUUGAUGAUGAUUUUGCAAAGUUUGACGAUGAUGACGAUUUGAGCGGUAGUGAGAGUUCUGGCAACGAAGAAGGGGGCACUCAGCUAUGA